AAGUAUUACAAAAUAUUUGAAAUCCGCUUUGUGGUAAUAGAGAACUGUACUUUGUGUUAGAGGGGGUUAUUUCAGAAGCACGUGUUAAACAAGAUGCACAAAAUGUUCGUGUCCCUGUAGUAGAAUAUUGCGCUUAGUUCGGUAUUUUCGUGUAAAUUUGAAUUAAUGGUGUCUUGUUAACAGUUAAAUACUUUAUAUCAAUAUUAAGUGUCAAAUAAUUAGAAAAAAACAAAAUGGCUCUUGGCGCAGCAGUUAACGAUGUAGAAUAUGAUACAAAAUCAAAUAACCUGACUGCGGAUAGCGAAAAGGUGAAUAAAACCACCAAGAACGAGGAAAAAGUUACAGAAAAUAAACAGGAGAAAGAUGUGGAAGAAAAAGAAAAAGAUGAAAGUGAAGAAAAUAAAAACAAAGAUGAAGUGGUCUUCAUUCAAGAUAUUGGGUUUUCAGUGAAAAUUGUUAGUCCUGGAGCAGAGCCAUUUGAUAUUCAGGUUUCAAGCAUGGAAUUAGUUCAGGAAAUUCAUCAGUUACUGAUGGAUCGUGAGGACACUUGCCACAGAACCUGUUUCUCAUUACAAUUAGAUGGCAAUACAUUAGACAAUUUUGCCGAACUAAAAAAUAUCGAAGGCCUAAAGGAAGGUUCAAUAAUAAAAGUUGUAGAGGAGCCGUAUACUAUGCGUGAAGCUAGAAUUCAUGUGAGACAUGUAAGAGAUCUGCUUAAAUCUCUUGAUCCGGCAGACGCGUAUAAUGGAGUCGAAUGCAACUCUUUAAGUUUUCUUAAUACUGUCACACAGGGGGAUAUUUUGGAGAAAAAGAAGGUGAGACCAGAAAGUGUAGAUUGCACACCACCCGAUUAUAUUAUGCCGGAUAGUAAAGAUCGGCCUUUAACUGCGCUGCAGCCCCAGCUCAAAGAUCAGAAAGUACCUCAAUGUGUCAAGGUGUUAACUACAUCAGCUUGGAAUCCUCCUCCAGGUCACCGAAAAAUUCACGGUGAUUUAAUGUAUCUGUAUGUUGUUACAUUAGAGGAUAAACACUAUCACAUAUCUGCUUGUUCACGUGGAUUUUAUAUAAACCAAUCUGGAGCGGAAGAAUUUAAUCCUAAACCUGCAUCGCCUAGUCAUUUAUGCCAUUCAUUAAUUGAACUGUUGAACCAAAUAUCACCUCAGUUUAAAAGAAAUUUUGCUUUACUGCAGAAGAAACGGAGCCAACGGCACCCAUUUGAACGUGUAGCUACUCCGUAUCAGCUAUAUGCAUGGACUGCACCGACCAUGGAACAUACUUUAGAUGCCAUAAGAGCUGAAGAUACGUUUUCAUCAAAAUUGGGUUACGAAGAGCACAUCCCCGGCCAGACAAGGGACUGGAACGAGGAGUUACAAACCACAAGGGAGCUACCGAGAAAAACCUUACCGGAACGUUUAUUACGUGAAAGGGCUAUUUUCAAAGUCCACAGUGAUUUUGUAGCUGCUGCGACAAGAGGCGCUAUGGCUGUGAUAGACGGCAAUGUUAUGGCUAUAAAUCCUGGAGAGGAGGCUAAGAUGCAGAUGUUCAUUUGGAAUAAUAUUUUCUUCUCCCUUGGUUUUGAUGUUCGCGAUCACUACAAGGAACUGGGAGGCGAUGCUGCGGCUUUUGUCGCCCCGCGGAAUGAUCUGCAAGGUGUUAGGGUAUACAGUGCAGUAGACCUACCUGGUCUCUACACUCUUGGCACUGUUGUUAUUGAUUACAGAGGAUACAGAGUUACCGCUCAGUCCAUUAUACCUGGAAUACUUGAGCGAGAGCAGGAACAGUCUGUUGUCUAUGGCUCCAUAGAUUUUGGAAAAACUGUUUUAUCGCACCUUAAAUACUUGGACCUGCUGAAUAAGGCGGGUCAGCAAUUGAAAAUUUUACCACAUCAUGUGUUUAACGACAAAAGCGAGGCUGUGGAAUUAUGCUCAAGUGUGGAGUGCAAAGGAAUUAUCGGUAACGACGGGAGACAUUAUAUUUUGGACCUGCUGCGCACAUUUCCUCCAGAUGUUAACUUCCUGAAAUUGGAAGACGAAGAAUUAAGCAAAGAAGUAAAGAUGCUGGGGUUCCCCAUCGAGCAUAAACACAAGCUGUGCUGUCUUAGGCAAGAAUUAAUAGACAGUUUCGUUGACUCGCGUUACAUGAUGUUCAUCAAAUAUGCAGCCUAUCACUUGCAACAAUUGAACUUACGUAAAAAUGAAGAAAAAUUAAGUAAUGCCAAAGCAAUCACGGAUAAGCCGGAGGUUAAUGAUAAAGAAGAAACGAAAUCUAGCAUAGAGGAAAACAGUAAGGAUGAAACUACGGAAAAGGAUGAUAAAGAAGAAAAGAAAAGCCAAAUGGAAGACGCCGAAGCCAAAAAAAUUGUGGAGAGUAUCACGGACGGUAGCAAAUUGGAGCUAGAAGAGAGCACGAAGAAUAUUGUGAAGACAGCUUCAAUCGCAGUAGGUUCCUUGAAGGAUACAGAAUUUGAUAUCAGAUUUAAUCCGGAUGUUUAUUCUCCUGGCAUCAAACACUGCGAAAACUUGGAUCCACCGAUAAUAAAACAGAGGCAGUUGGUUAAAGAUGCGGCAGAAUUUUUGUUGACGGUUCAGAUACCCACUUUCAUUAGGGACUGCUUGGACCAUUCCUCAGCUCCCAUGGAUGGUUUUACACUAUCAGAAGCCAUGCAUAAUAGAGGAAUUAACAUUAGAUACCUCGGAAAAGUUACCAAUCUGUUAGCCAAAGUGAAACAGCUGGAAUAUUUGCAUAGCAUUGCAGCUUCCGAAUUACUGUUACGUUCAGCGAAACACAUAUUUACCGUUUACUUACAGGGAUGCGAGAUGAUGAAUUUGGCGGUAGCAAUCACCCACUUUUUGAACUGUUUUUUGUACUCGGGUCCUGUAACAAAUCCUUCGCAGGGACAAGAUGAGGUAGGUGUCGCAAUUUAUACCGGAAAAUACUUUUUUACAUUUGAAUUUACUUUUCAGAACAAAAAUAAUAAAAAGAGGAACAAACGGCGUGGUCGGGUUAACCCUCUGUCCUGCAACGACAAUAACGAAUGGGCCACUCUUACCCCAAAAUCAUUAUGGAACCAACUGAAAACGGAACUAAAACAGUACUUUGACUACGAAUUGCUCUCCAAUGACAUUGAGACAACUUUGGAGACUUAUUCCUUGCAAAAGAUCUCCCUCCUAAGGUCCUUCUGUUUGAAAACCGGAAUUCAGAUAUUAUUGAGGGACUACAACUUUGAAUCGAAGAACAAACUUAUCUUUUACGAGGAAGAUAUAGUAAAUAUAUUCCCCAUAGUUAAACAUAUUAACCCGAGGGCUACCGAUGCCUACAAUUUCUACACGACGGGGCAGAACAAGAUCCAGCAGGGUUAUCUGAAGGACGGUUACGAACUCAUCAGCGAAGCUCUCAAUCUGUUGAAUAACGUGUACGGGGCCAUGCACCCAGAAAUCGCUCAGUGCUUAAGAAUGAUCGCACGCUUGAACUAUAUCAUGGGGGAACAUGGAGAGGCGAUGGCUUACCAGCAGAAAGCUGUGCUGAUGUCUGAGAGGGUGAACGGUAUCGAUCACCCGUAUACGAUCACAGAAUAUGCUCAUCUGGCUUUAUACUGUUUUGCGAACAGCCAAGUUAGCACUUCCCUGAAGUUGUUGUACAGGGCAAGGUAUCUAGCCGUUAUUGUAUGUGGGGAAAAUCAUCCCGAAGUUGCCUUGUUAGAUAGCAAUAUUAGUUUAAUUCUUCACGCGGUAGGAGAAUAUGAAUUAUCGUUACGCUUCCUGGAAAAGGCCUUAGCACUGAAUAUUAAAUAUUACGGGGCCAAAUCGCUGAAGGUCGCGGUCAGCUACCACUUAGUUGCUAGGACACAAAGUUGUAUGGGUAACUUUAGGUCAGCGUUAAACAAUGAAAAAGAAGCUUAUGCUAUUUAUAAGCAACAGCUGGGAGAGAACCAUGAAAAAACCAAAGAAUCCUCGGAAUGUUUGAAGCAUCUUACGCAACAAGCCGUUGUGCUGCAAAAGAAAAUGAACGAGAUAUACACAGGUAAAAACGGAGCCUCACUGCCGCCGAUACAAAUUCAGCCACCUUCAAUGGGAUCCGUACUAGAUAUGCUUAAUGUUAUAAAUGGAAUAUUAUUUGUACAAAUAAGUCAGGAGGAUAUUGAAAACUUUAAGGCUGAAAUUGAGAAGAGACAGUUAAGUGAGGAAUCUGAAGACCAAGAACAAAAAGCGGCGGUACCGGAAGCCAUCAAAAGUUAAGAAUGAUUUUAAAUCGUAUGUAACUGUAAAAGGUAGAGUCGAAUAGGGUAGUAUCUUCCGGUGUUAUUUUUUAUAUCGUCAGCAACAGGCAUCUUCGUGAAAUUGUGCUAGUCAGUUUAAGUGCAAGGGACAAUAACACAAUGUUCAAAUUUGUUAUUUUGAUGCAGUCUUUGCAAAUGAAAGUCGAUUUCGAAAUUUGUUGCUAUUUUUCUAUACAAAAAAUUCUGGAUGUGUUCCACCUAAUAUAAUUUUUUCCUUAGAAAUCAGUCUAUGUGUUGUGUGGCUGAUCAGAAACUGUGAGAGCAUAGCAGUGAUAACUUGUGGGCAAUAAUGGUCUUGUAUUUAUUGUUUGUUUUCGCUUUAUAUUCCAGAUCAUGACGAAGCCCAUUGAUCUCCUCUUUCUCCCUCUGCAGCCUUAUUUCCUCUUCACGUUGUCGAAUCUUAGCGAUCCUUUCCGCUUUCUCUUUAUUUAUACUGGUCGAAUUCCUGCCUCUCUUUGACACGCCUCUCGGUGUUCAACUGGAAUUCGCUUAUUUCAGUCAACUGUCUUUCCUCCUUCAUUGGUUUGAACGGCUUCUUUUUUAGAAUUGUGGCUGGUCUAGCUUUGAACUGAGUUGAUACGUUCUCCUAAAUUAAAUGCGCCAUAAACCAGAAUAGAAGAAUUGCUCCUAAAAGUAGAGGAUGUCUUGAGGACUUAAAUAAACCAAAGUUACUUCAUUUAGUCUCCGAAGGGCAUCAAAGAAUUUAUCUAUACAGGAUGUUGCAAAAUGUUGUUCAGAGGAUUUUAGAGCAAUUUUAUAUCCAAAUAUACGAACAAAAUUCUUAUAAACCUAGGUCCGCAAAUGCUUUGUUUUCGAAAUAGAGGGUGUCAAAAAAAAAUUGAAAAAUGUUUUUUUAUUGAUAAUUUUUAAGUUUUUCAUUGGAAAUCGUUUAUAUUUGGGUCAUUUAUUUCUCCAUAGUGACAGCGUAUGUUAUUUUUCAGUGACAGUCGCCAACUAUGUUAUUUUAGUAUGUAAUGAUUUUAUAGAUAUAUUAGGCCGAUUUUUAAAAAUCUUCAAUAGCUUGAAAGCUGCUCGCUAAAUGACAAAUGUGCCUUUUUGCUCUAAAAUAAAUGUGGUUCCUAAAAAUAAAGUAAAAACCAGUAGAAAAACCAAUGGUGUAGACUUUCUGGUCAAAAAUCAAUAAACACUCUCCCAUAUCCCCUGACGGAUCUGAAAUGCAAUCAAUUAUACCAAAUUAUAACGUACGUAUCAUAAAUGUAUUGACCCAAAUUUAAAAGAUUUCCAAUGAAAAAGUGGUGUCAGUUAAAUUGUCUGAAAUUUUGAUACGUUGCAGCUGUUAACCUGCCAAUCAAAAGUCUCCAUUGGCGCAAUAUCCAAAAGUUUUAUAGUUUUCGUGUUACGUUGACUUCAGGGCAAUAACUCUGUAUUCGAAACCUAAGUCGAAAACUAUGAACUUUUGAAUAUUGCGCCAAUGGAGACUUUCGAUCGGCAGGUUAACAGCUGUAACGUAUCAAAAUUUCAGCCAAUUUAACUGAAACCACUUUUUCAUAAGAAAAGUGCAGGGUCCUUUAGAAAUUAUCAAUAAAAAACAUGUUUUUUUAUUUUUUUUCACCCUCUAAUUCGAAAACGGAGGAUUUGAGGACCUACGUUUAUAGGAAUUUUUUUUUCAUAUUUUUGGAUGUAGAAUCUGCUCUAGAAUUAUCUGAACAACAUUUUGCAACACCCGUAUAUUCAGAGUAUUCUUAUAUAUUCGCACAGCAUUCCUAUGCGUUUCGUUGUAUGCCAGUGUAUUCUCACUAUAUUUUGAUGUAUUCCCAACGUAUGCUGAUCAUAAGACACUGUUUCAAUCUAGUCAAUCAGUCCUUGAAUUUUGCUUAUUUACAUUAAUAGAAGGUUAGGAAAUCUUUUAGUUUACAACUGUGACUGCCUAACCCUUAUUUACACAGUAUAUCCCUUGUAUAUGGAACUACUGCAGAUUUUUUUUGUCCGAAUAAUGAUUUUAAACUUAUUUCUAUCCAAAGUUGCAUCAUAUCAAAGAACUCUAAAAUGCUCUAUUCCAUUUAUGAAAUGAAAUUCAAGAUCAAAAUAUUAAAAAAGCAAGUGGCUUGGCUUUUAGUACUUUAAGAACAUAAACCAAAUGUAAAGUUGGCAACAACAAUUCCGGAGCCAUUCGGUUUCGAGGAAAGAGAUCAGCUGAUGUUUAAGAAAAAAGAGGAAUUUAUAAAGAGGGUUAUAGAAGAGGAAAAAAUGGGAGCAGAAUUUCAUGCUCGUCCUAUUCCAAAAGUUAUACUGAAAUCUGCCAAAAGUAACUAGUUUAAAGCAUUCGGAUCCUUCCGACAUAAACUGCGAGCUCACGGAAAGUGACAAUUUCAAAAUAAUUCAUCGACUGUUUAUUAUUUAUUUUUAACAGUCAUUUAGUUCAGUGUAGAUUAAGUGAUUUUUAUGAAGAAAUGAUCUAUAAGCCCUCAAAUUGUACUCUGACUAUGGUUUAUUCCCAUUUAUUUUAACGUCUUUCUAUUUAUUCUUGGUCGUUACAAUAUUUUUUAUUCCAACAUAUUCUGUUUCAUUUUAUUCUUAUGUGUUCCAACUAGUAAUAUGAUUUACUCCGUCAUAUUUCUAUGUAUUCCAACUGUAUUCUGAUGCACCCCCAAUACAUCCUGAUAUAUUCACACAGUAUUCCAUGUAUUCGCACAGUAUUCCUAUGCAUUCGGCCAGUAUUUCCGUGUAUUCACACAGCAUUCUUAUGUAUUCCCACAUUAUUCUGUUGUAUCAACACAGUAUUCCAAUGUGUUCCCACCGUAUUCUUAUCAAAACCGUGAUUCAAGCAAAGACUUAGCCAGUCCUAGUUUGCCCUGCAUAUGUUAAAUAUUGAAAAAAGGUUAAUUAUUUACGGUUUUAUCUGCCAGCAUAGUGUAUUAUUAUAUUUUGAAUUUGAGCACAGCAAAAAUGUUUGCACACUUGCUUUUUUAGAAUUUUGAUGUUGAAUUUCAUUUCAUGAAUGGAAUAGAGCGUUUUAGAGUUCUUUGAUAUGAUGCAACUUUGGAUAGAAAUAAGUUUAAAAUCAGUAUUCUGACAAAAAAAAAUCUGUAGUAGUUCCAUAUAGAAGGAAUAUACUAUGUAAAUAAGGGUUAGACAGUCACAGUUGUAAACUAAAAGAUUUCCUAACCUUCUAUUAAUGUAAAUAAGCAAAAUUCAAGGACCGAUUGACUAGAUUGGAACAGUGUCUUAUGAUCAGCAUACGGUGGGAAUACAUCAGAAUAUAGUGAGAAUACAUUGGCAUACAAUGAAACGCAUAGGAAUGCUGUGUGAAUAUAUAAGAAUACUCUGAAUAUACGGGUGUUGCAAAAUGUUGUUCAGAUAGUUCUAGAGCAGAUUCUACAUCCAAAAAUACGAAAAAAAAGUCCUGAAGAAUUAUCUGAACAACAUUUUGCAACACCCGUAUAUUCAGAGUAUUCUUAUAUAUAUCAUUGUAUGCCAAUGUUUUCUCACUAUAUUCUGAUGUAUUCCCAACGUAUGCUGAUCAAAAGACACUGUUUCAAUCUAGUCAAUCAGUCCUUGAAUUUUGCUUAUUUACAUUAAUAGGUUAGGAAAUCUUUUAGUUUACAACUGUGAUUGUCUAACUUUUAUUUACACAGUAUAUUGCUUGUAUGUAUAUGGAACUACUACAGAUUUUUUUUGUCGGAAUAAUGAUUUUAAACUUAUUUCUAUCCAUAUCAAAGAACCCUAAAACACUAUAUUUCAUUUAUAAAAUGAAAAAGAUCAAAAUAUUAAAAAGCAAGUGACCAAAAUAUUUGAAAUAAGCCACCUAAAAUGACUAGUUAAUAUUAGCAAACUCGCUUUGUAAAUCUGUAGCUAUAUGAUAUUUUAACAAAGCUCCAUAAUGCAGGUAUCCACGAAUGGAGUUAAAAAGAGGUACAACUAUUUUUCAUUUUAUGGAAAAGAGUCAUUCCGGUAAAAAAAGAUUGCCGUGAUCAAAUUCAGAAUUCAAUAAUACAAUAUGCUGCCAGAUAAAAACGUAAAUAGCUCACAUUUUUUCAAUAUUUAACAUGUGCUGGGUGAACUAGGGACUUGAAUCAGUUUUGAUAAGAAUACGGUGGGAACACAUUGGAAUACUGUGUUGAUACAUCAAAAUACUGUGGGAAUAUAUAAGAAUGUUGUGCAAAUACACGGGAAUACUGGUCGAAUGCAUAGGAAUACUGUGCGAAUACACGGAAUACUGUGCGAAUACACGGAAUACUGUGAGAAUAUAUCAGGAUGUAUUGGGGCUGCAUCAGAAUACAGUUGGAAUACAUAGAAAUAUGACGGAAUAAAUCAUAUUACUAGUUGGAACACAUUGGAAUAAAAUGAAAGAUAAAAUAUGAUGGAAUGUUUUAUGUUGGAAUAAAAAAUACUGUAACGACCAAGAAUACAUAGACAGACGUCAAAAUAAAUGGGUAUUCCCAUUUAUUACCACAGUCAGAGUACAUUUUGAGGGCUUAUAGAUCAUUUCACUUAAUCUACACUGAACUAAAUGAAUGUUAACAAUAAAUAAUAAACAGUCGUUGAAUUAUUUUGAAAUUGUCACUUACCGUAAGCUUGCAGUUUAUGUCCGAAGGAUCCGAACGCUUUAAACUAGAGUUACUUUUGGCAGAUUUCAGUAUAAUUUUUGGAAUAAGACGAGCAUGAAAUUCUGCUGAUAUUUUUUCGUCUUCUAUAACCUUCUUUAUAAAUUCCUCUUUUUUCUUAAACAUCAGCCGAACUCUUUCCUCGAAACUUAAUGGCUUCGGAAUCGUUGUUGCCAAUUUUACAUUUGGUUUAUGUUCUCAAAGUACUAAAAGCCAAGCUUGAAAAUAAUAUAUUUUAACUGUGGCUAUAAAAAGAAAACAGUAUGUUUAUAAGUGGCUUCUCUAUUAUUUGUUCCAAUUAUUGGUCUUAUGUAUUGGAACAUUUAAGUUCUACCUGUUAAGGUCAUGUGUUAAUUAGAUAUGAUAAAAUGGGAUGUACUUAAAUAUUGGAGCGCUGUAUAUUUUAUUUGCACACUUGUUUUUAGCUGAUGCUGCCAAUUAUUGUUUUAUGAUUGAUAUCUAAAUAACUUUUACCGCAAGUGUUACUGUCCCUCAUAUUCUUUAUGUUCUGACCUUUUGUUAGAACUACUUGUAUAUGUGAUUUAAACGAUCGGUCAUGGAAAGUUACCCCAGCAGAUUAUACUAUGACCGAUACUAAAUGGUUAUUCAAAAAAUUUUUGUUAAUGUUACCAAAUUUGCUGUUAUGAUUUUCAGGUUGUAUAUUAAAUAUAAUGUAGACUGUAAGACUUUUGGUAUAUGGUCAAUAUGCGUGUUGCUGAAAAAAAUGUUGGCACUGUAUUGGGAAGUGCAGUUUUCUAUAAUAGUUAAAUUUUUUUGUAAUCAGGAUUUUGUUAUUAAGUAAAUAAAUUUGAUUACAUAUU
This is a messenger RNA of Anoplophora glabripennis (Asian longhorned beetle), 9662 nucleotides long. RefSeq names its product clustered mitochondria protein homolog (gene clu). Lineage: Eukaryota; Metazoa; Arthropoda; Insecta; Coleoptera; Cerambycidae. The transcript is spliced from 17 exons. Gene Ontology annotation, molecular function: mRNA binding; protein binding. Gene Ontology annotation, cellular component: cytoplasm. Gene Ontology annotation, biological process: intracellular distribution of mitochondria. The record is from RefSeq and is a predicted model, not a curated record. The coding region runs from base 234 to 4235 and encodes 1333 amino acids.